This is a messenger RNA of Coregonus clupeaformis (lake whitefish), 1049 nucleotides long. RefSeq lists its product as uncharacterized. Bases 123 to 791 code for a protein of 222 amino acids. The record is from RefSeq and is a predicted model, not a curated record. The transcript has 7 exons. NCBI's taxonomy places the organism in Eukaryota, Metazoa, Chordata, Actinopteri, Salmoniformes, Salmonidae.
AACUCUAUGUGGACCAACAGGAGGUGACUGGAGUUGAAGGAGGGAGUGUCAUUGUAAAUUGUUACUAUAAUGACACUGGAAAUUGGAAGUGGUGGUGCAGGAUUGGGGGCAGUGACUCCUGUAUGUGGGGGAAUUCUGGGACUAUAGAUGGAACAUCAGUGACCCUACAGCAGACCACUGAUGCCACCAGAGGAAACAUCUUAACGGUGACUAUGAGUGAUCUGAAGAUGGAAAACACUGGCUGGUACAGUUGUGGAGGGGGAUACUUUAUAAUGACUGUUCACAUCACUGUCAGACGACAAACCACCACACAAAGUACCACCACUAUGACUACCACCCAAGCUCCAACCACAGAACAAUCCUCUUUCUCUCCAACUGCUGAGCCUGUUCAGACUGACAACACAGUCCAAGGACCUGAGGGGUGCAAGGAGAAGGACACCAUGAGUUCCAUAGAUCUAAAAGUCCUACUGAUUCCUCUGGGCAUGUUGGUGUUGGUGAUAUCUGGUGUCCUAGUCACAUGGAAGAUGUGGAGAAAGCAUAAGGACAAUAAGGCCAUGGACCAGACAACAAACACCUCAGUGCAGGACUCAUUUCCUGCCAAUGGUGAUGAUGUGACUUACAGCACGGUUGUCCCCAAGAGGAGGAACCAGCGAAAUGUACAGACCAAGGCAGAACCAGAUGAUAAUGUGGUCUACAGCUCACUAGCCCUAUACCACACAGAACAUGCCUGUAUUGUGCACCAAACUACUUUCUUUCGAGCAGAGGACAGCAACACAGCAGUGACUGACUGAGUGAAGAUCUUGGUCCUAAAGAGCCAUCAUCCUGGAAGGACAGCCCACUCCCCCUCCGUGUCACAACAUGAGUCAUGACUAUCUAUCUGCCUCCAAUAUGCUUCUUCCCACACCUCCUAACCCACCCCUGCCUCCUUGUUGUGUCCAUAAACUACUGAAGACAGUCUGCUGUGCUUGUUUUGAUUAUCACCACAUAUCUGUUAUAUUAGUUACUGUAUGUCCCGCCCACCUGCUCCAAUGCCCUUUUCCCUUGUCAGA